Glycine soja is the source of this 408-nucleotide messenger RNA. RefSeq lists its product as uncharacterized. NCBI's taxonomy places the organism in Eukaryota, Viridiplantae, Streptophyta, Magnoliopsida, Fabales, Fabaceae. The record is from RefSeq and is a predicted model, not a curated record. The transcript has a single exon. The coding region runs from base 1 to 408 and encodes 135 amino acids.
AUGAAGAAGGCAAAGGCGAGAUCAUGUUUGUUCCCUGGUGUUUCACGAAUGAUAUUCAUCAGAAUUAUGACUCUUAAAUCACCCAAAGCAAUUUGGGAUUAUCUGAAAGAGGAAUACGUUGGAGAUGAUAGAAUACGAAGCAUGCAAGUGCUGAAUUUAAGGAGGGAAUUUGAACUUCAAAGGAUGCAAGAGUCAGAGACAAUCAAAGAAUACUCAAACAAAUUGUUGAGUAUUGUCAACAAGAUAAAGUUGUUGGGAAGUGAUUUUGCUGAUUCGAGAAUUGUAGAGAAAAUUUUGGUAACGGUGCCGGAGAGGUAUGAAACAUCUAUAGCUUUAUUGGAGAACACAAAGGAUCUGUCGAAAAUCACAUUGGCAGAAGUGCUACAUGCACUGCAAGCUCAAGAGUAG